UAUUUAUAUUUUAUAAAUUCUUUCAUUAGGCAACCAUUUAUUACUUCUUGAAAUCUUAUCCCUCAGUGCUAAUUGGGCUUAUUGUCGGAACUUUUGCACGUCCACUGUACGUACAUAAGAACCCAGGUCGGUUGCUUCAUGUUUAUGGCACCUCACCUGUUAUCAACCUCCUGCGUGACUAGAUAUCUAUACGGAUAUCCCCCGGCUGUGUGUCGCAUACUUACUACCUGUCACUCUCCUCUCCUUAUUCACCACCCACCAUGGCCUCGGAAACUCAAACCGUGUCCCACAUUGAGACUCUCCUAGAGUCGAAAACACUCUCGAUCUCUUUACGAAACCUAGAGCUCAAGGAUGCCCCAGCCUUCGCCCAUCUCCUCUCGGACCCCCGCAAUGCCUCGGACCCCAACAUUAAGCCCAUGGAUGUAUCCACCGCACAGGGCGCCAUUACGCGCAUGCGAGAGUCUGCCUCUGAACCAACCGUUUACGACGCCCACGGCAAAGUCAUCACCGGUCCCAGCCGCGUGAACCUUGCGGUUGUGCUUGGGUCGGAGGACCAGCCUGAUGGGAAGAUGAUCGGCCUGGGCGGGUACGGCGCCAUCAAGGAGCUCGAACGCAACGGGGAGAAGCUCCGGGCUGGGGAUGUGGGCGCGCUGAUCGGGGCCGACUACAGGGGCAAGGGCUAUGCAACCGAGACGAUGAAAUUGGCCAUGGACUGGGGCUUUGCGGGUGUUGGACAGGGUGGACUACAACUGGAUCGCAUUACCAUCACGACCCUCAACGACAAUGAGCCGAUGAUCAGAGUGAUCAAUGACAAGUUGGGGCUGAAGGGCAAGGGAAUCGAGAGAGAGGCAGAUAGCGAAGGCGAGAUAGAGUUGUACUGGGAGUUGGAGAAAGGUGAUUGGAUACUGAAUUGAAGGUCUUGUCGUCGUCUUGAUAGCUAAGCUCCCCAAACCAACUCCUACUCAAAACCAAACUUCCGCAAAAACGCCCAAACAC
Molecule: messenger RNA, 996 nt
Organism: Ilyonectria robusta
Lineage: Eukaryota; Fungi; Ascomycota; Sordariomycetes; Hypocreales; Nectriaceae
Product: acyl-CoA N-acyltransferase
Exons: 1
Coding region: 261-914 (217 amino acids)
Molecular function (GO): acyltransferase activity, transferring groups other than amino-acyl groups
Source: RefSeq, a predicted model, not a curated record